This is a messenger RNA of Sorex fumeus (smoky shrew), 1379 nucleotides long. It is a transcript of the gene RRM2B, whose product is annotated as ribonucleotide reductase regulatory TP53 inducible subunit M2B. Lineage: Eukaryota; Metazoa; Chordata; Mammalia; Eulipotyphla; Soricidae. The coding region runs from base 51 to 1106 and encodes 351 amino acids. Gene Ontology annotation, cellular component: cytosol. The record is from RefSeq and is a predicted model, not a curated record. The transcript is spliced from 9 exons. Gene Ontology annotation, molecular function: ribonucleoside-diphosphate reductase activity, thioredoxin disulfide as acceptor. Gene Ontology annotation, biological process: deoxyribonucleotide biosynthetic process.
GCUGCGAGCCGGCCCGCGCCCUCCCCCGGGAGCCUGGCGGAGUCUGCGCCAUGGAAGGCCGCGCCGGGCGGGCCGGGGCCCGGACUGGGCCGCAUCAGAGGCUCUCUGCAGACGCUGAUGAAGGUGAAGCCAAGGCAGGUGAAGAGCCGCUCCUGAGGAAGAGUUCUCAGCGGUUUGUCAUCUUUCCCAUCCAGUAUCCUGAUAUCUGGAGAAUGUAUAAGCAGGCCCAGGCGUCCUUCUGGACUGCAGAAGAGGUUGACUUAUCAAAGGAUCUCCCUCACUGGAAUAAGCUUAAAUCAGAGGAGAAGCAUUUCAUCUCUAACAUCUUAGCCUUUUUUGCAGCCAGUGAUGGAAUUGUGAAUGAAAACCUGGUGGAGCGUUUUAGCCAGGAGGUACAGGUUCCAGAAGCUCGCUGUUUCUAUGGCUUUCAAAUUGUCAUCGAGAAUGUUCAUUCAGAGAUGUACAGUUUGCUAAUAGACACUUACAUCAGAGAUCCCAAGGAAAGGGAAUUUCUAUUUAAUGCAAUUGAAACAAUGCCUUAUGUUAAGAAAAAGGCAGACUGGGCCUUGCGGUGGAUAGCAGACAGAGAGUCUACUUUUGGGGAAAGGGUGGUGGCCUUUGCCGCUGUUGAAGGAGUUUUCUUCUCGGGAUCCUUUGCUGCUAUUUUUUGGCUAAAGAAAAGAGGUCUUAUGCCUGGACUCACCUUUUCCAAUGAACUCAUCAGCAGAGAUGAAGGGCUCCAUUGUGACUUUGCUUGUCUGAUAUUUCAUUACUUAGUGAAUAAGCCUUCAGAAGAAAGGGUGAGGGAGAUCAUUGCUAAUGCGGUUGAAAUUGAACAGGAGUUUCUAACAGAAGCUUUGCCUGUUGACCUCAUUGGAAUGAACUGUGUUUUGAUGAAGCAGUAUAUUGAAUUUGUAGCAGACAGGUUACUUGUGGAACUUGGCUUCUCAAAGGUUUUUCAAGCCGAAAACCCCUUUGACUUCAUGGAAAACAUUUCUUUGGAAGGGAAAACAAAUUUCUUUGAGAAGCGGGUUUCAGAAUAUCAGCGUUUUGCUGUUAUGGCAGAAACCGCUGAUAAUGUUUUCACCUUGGAUGCUGAUUUUUAAAACGUUCCUGGAGCGAGCAGACACCAUUGGGCUACACUAGCAUGCGACAGGGACGAAUGGAGAUGUUACUGGCACCCGCUCAAGCAAAUCGAUGAACAGCGGGAUGACAGUGCUACAGUGCAGUGCUCUUUAUUUCAUUUUAUUUUUUAAUUUUAUUGAAUCAUUGUUAGAUACAGUUACAAUUAUACAAUGUCCAAACACCCAUCCCUACACAGGUGCACAUUCCCCAACACCAAUCUCCCCAGUAUACCCCCCCUUUCCCACCCUCCCCCU